Dermochelys coriacea (leatherback sea turtle) is the source of this 1744-nucleotide messenger RNA. RefSeq names its product ATP synthase F1 subunit beta (gene ATP5F1B). The record is from RefSeq and is a predicted model, not a curated record. NCBI's taxonomy places the organism in Eukaryota, Metazoa, Chordata, Testudines, Dermochelyidae. Gene Ontology annotation, molecular function: ATP hydrolysis activity; ATP binding; proton-transporting ATP synthase activity, rotational mechanism. The coding region runs from base 22 to 1617 and encodes 531 amino acids. Gene Ontology annotation, biological process: proton transmembrane transport; proton motive force-driven mitochondrial ATP synthesis. The transcript is spliced from 10 exons.
CCGGGCUCACUCUGCGCCGCCAUGUUGGGGUUCGUGGGUCGCUGCUCGGCCGCCGCCGCCUCCCCCCUGCUGCGGCGAGGGGCGCUGGGCCCGGCCGGGGCCUCGGGGCCGCUCCGCGACCUGCUGCUGCUGCGCGGCGCGGCCGCCGCCGGGGCCCGACGGGACUAUGCAGCGCAAACGGCCCCCGCCGCCAAGGCCAGGGCUGCCACGGGCCGCAUCGUGGCUGUCAUCGGCGCCGUGGUGGACGUCCAGUUCGACGAGGGGCUGCCCCCGAUCCUGAACGCCCUUGAGGUGCAGGGCAGGGACACCAGGCUAGUGCUGGAGGUGGCUCAGCAUCUGGGUGAGAACACAGUUCGUACCAUCGCCAUGGAUGGUACCGAAGGCCUGGUGAGAGGACAGAAAGUGCUGGACUCCGGGGCCCCAAUAAGAAUCCCUGUAGGCCCCGAGACCCUUGGUAGAAUCAUGAAUGUGAUUGGGGAGCCCAUCGACGAGAGAGGCCCCAUAACGACCAAACAGUUUGCUGCUAUCCACGCUGAAGCCCCAGAAUUCGUUGAGAUGAGCGUAGAGCAAGAGAUCCUGGUUACCGGCAUCAAGGUGGUGGACCUGUUGGCACCGUACGCCAAGGGUGGCAAAAUCGGUCUGUUUGGAGGCGCCGGCGUGGGCAAGACCGUGCUGAUCAUGGAGUUGAUCAACAACGUGGCGAAAGCCCACGGUGGCUACUCGGUGUUUGCUGGCGUCGGGGAGCGAACCCGUGAAGGGAACGACUUGUACCAUGAAAUGAUCGAGUCUGGGGUCAUCAACCUGAAGGACACAACCUCCAAGGUUGCCCUGGUUUACGGGCAAAUGAACGAGCCCCCAGGCGCCCGUGCCAGAGUCGCGCUGACUGGGCUGACGGUGGCUGAGUACUUCAGGGACCAGGAGGGCCAGGACGUGCUGCUCUUCAUAGACAACAUCUUCAGAUUCACGCAGGCUGGCUCUGAGGUCUCUGCCUUGCUUGGCAGAAUCCCCUCAGCCGUGGGGUACCAGCCCACCCUGGCGACUGACAUGGGCACCAUGCAGGAGAGGAUCACCACCACCCGCAAGGGCUCAAUCACCUCUGUGCAGGCGAUCUACGUGCCAGCUGAUGACUUGACCGACCCUGCCCCUGCCACCACAUUUGCCCAUUUGGACGCCACUACUGUGUUGUCCCGCGCCAUUGCUGAGCUGGGCAUCUACCCUGCCGUCGAUCCUCUGGACUCCACCUCCCGCAUCAUGGACCCCAACAUCGUGGGGCAGGAGCACUAUGAUGUGGCCCGGGGGGUGCAGAAGAUCCUACAGGACUACAAAUCUCUCCAGGACAUCAUUGCCAUCCUGGGGAUGGACGAGCUGUCGGAGGAGGACAAGCUGACAGUAGCCCGCGCCCGCAAGAUCCAGCGGUUCCUGUCCCAGCCGUUCCAGGUGGCCGAGGUCUUCACUGGCCACUUGGGCAAACUGGUUCCACUGAAGGAAACCAUCAAGGGCUUCCAGGAGAUCCUGGGAGGAACCUACGACCACCUGCCAGAACAGGCUUUCUACAUGGUGGGCCCCAUCGAGGAGGCUGUGGCGAAGGCAGAGAAGCUGGCUGAAGAGCACUCGUGAGCGACUGGCUCCGUCAUAUCUCUCCCCCAGCGCAUCCCCACCCGGCUCCCCGGGCCCUGAGCUGGGUGUUGUCGUGUCUCCAGAGCAUAUUUAAAGUUUCCAAUAAAACAUCUGUCUAAAACUUGAA